UGUUCCACAAUUUUCUGUCUUUGAUUGUCCUGAAGUAUAAGAGGAGGCUGGAGUCAGAAGCAAAAUGCAGCGCUGAGGAUCCGGUGUGGCAUCUGCUUAUUAUCUGCCCCAUUCAUGCAGGUGUGAAAUAUGGCAGAACCCUUGCAUCUCUUUAAACCUAAUGCCUUUGUGAACACUGAUGAUUCCAAGCGGGUUGAUGGCCCCACAAUCCUUACUGAAAAUGUGGGAGGAACAGGCUUCAGUGGGCCCCUCGUGCCUAUGUGUGAAUGUGCAAUACCCAUGGACACUCUCUAUCAGGAACCAACUCAAUCUCCUACAGAAAACAUACAUGAGCCCAUCCCUGCAAGUCCCGGCCUUCCCCCCAACAUAAAAAAGUUUGAUAGGAAACUCCUUUUUAAUAUUGUGUCAAGAGGCAGCGCGGCAGAGCUGGAGGGACUCCUGCCUUAUUUGUUGCAUAGGAAGAAGCAGCUGACAGAUGAAGAAUUUUUAGAGGUGUGUUCUGGGAAGACUUGUUUGUCCAAAGCUCUAAUGAACCUGAAAGAUGGCAAAAAUGACACCAUCCCUGUGUUAAUCGACAUUGCUGAAAAAACUGGCAAUCUGCAGGAAUUUAUCAACUUACCAUUCACAGAUAAGUAUUAUAAUGGCCAAACUGCUCUGCACAUAGCCAUUGAGAGGCGCUGUAAGCAUUAUGUUGAGUUGCUGGUACAGAAGGGGGCUGAUGUUCAUGCUCAGGCCAAAGGGUGUUUCUUUCAACCCAAGGAUGAAGGAGGAUACUUCUACUUUGGUGAACUUCCCCUGUCCCUUGCCGCUUGCACCAACCAGUCUGAUAUUGUGGAAUAUUUGACAGAGAAUGCUCAUAAUAAGGCAGAUUUAUGUCGUCAGGAUUCACGUGGUAAUACAGUUCUGCAUGCCUUGGUUGCUAUAGCAGACAAUUCACCGGAAAACACCAUAUUUGUCACCGAAAUGUACAAUCAUUUGGUCAUUAAAUGUGCUAAGUUGUGUGCUAAACGUAGCUUGAACGGCAUCCCACCUCUCAUGAUGGCAACCAAACCGGGGAAAAUUGAAGAGAAGCAGGAAACCCUGAGCUUGGAAGCUGUCCUCAACAAAGAAAACAUGUCCCCUCUCAUGAUGGCAGCCAAACUGGGAAAAAUAGGGAUAUUCCAGCACAUCAUGCAACUUGAAAUGAAAGAUGAAGAAGCUCUUCACCUCUCACGGAAGUUCCGGGAUUGGAAUUAUGGCCCUGUGUAUUCUUCACUUUAUGACUUGUCCAUGUUGGAUUCUGUACUGGAAAUCCUGGUUUAUAAGAGUACAGCUAAGAACCGCCAUGAGAUGCUGGCAGUGGAGCCCAUAAAUGAAUUAUUAAGUGACAAGUGGAAGAAGUUUGGCGCUGUUUCUUUCUACCUUAGUUUUAUUGCCUACCUCAUUAUGAUGAUCAUUUUCACAUUAAUUGCCUAUUACCGACCCAUGAAGGGCACGCCCCCUUACCCUUACAGAACAACAACGGAUCACUUGAGGCUUGUAGGAGAGAUCAUUAUUCUGCUGACUGGGAUAGUCUUCUUUAUUAGCAACAUGAAAAACCUUUUUAUGAAGAAGUACCCUGGAGCAAACUCUUUAUUUACUGACGGAUGCUUCCAGCUGCUUUACAUUAUCUACUCUGUGCUGGUCAUUAUCACAGCGACUCUGUACCUUGCUGGUAUUGAAGCUUACCUGGCCGUUAUGGUGAUUGCCUUGGUCUUGGGCUGGAUAAAUGCUUUAUACUUUACACGAGGCUUGAAGCUCACUGGGAUGUACAGCAUUAUGCUUCAGAAGAUCCUGUUUAAAGAUUUAUUUCGCUUCCUGCUGGUGUACCUGCUCUUUAUGGUUGGAUUUGCAUCAGCUUUGGUAUCCUUACUGAAUCCAUGCACCAACGAGGAGAUCUGCAAUGAUGGACAAGAAAACUGUACUGUCCCAGAAAAUCCUUCCUGCCAACACAGCACCACAUUCAGCAAAUUACUGUUAGACCUCUUUACACUGGCCAUUGGGAUGGGAGACCUGGAAAUGAUCAGCCAUGCCAAGUACCCUGCAGUCUUCAUCAUUCUGUUGGUGACAUACCUCAUCAUCACCUUUAUUCUCCUCCUUAACAUGUUAAUCGCUUUAAUGGGGGGGACUGUUGGGGAAGUGUCUAAGGAAAGCAAGCAGAUCUGGCAACUGCAGUGGGCUACAACAAUCCUAGAUAUAGAGAACUACCUUCCAGCCUUCAUGAGGAAAGCCUUCUGCUCUGGGGAAAUGGUAACUGUUGGAAAGAAACUGAAUGGGGGCCGAGAUAUACGCUGGUGUUUUAGGGUUGAUGAGGUGAACUGGUCCCACUGGAAACGGGACAUUGCCAUUAUUAAUGAGGAUCCUGGAAGAAACAACUUGCAGAGAGAUCGGCCAUCUGUGGACGAGCAUAAAGCUGACCCACCUUCAGAAGAUGCCACGGGGCUUCUUGAGAAAACCCCUCAAGCCCAGACAGACAAGCAGCGAAUGAAAGGGCUCAGAACCGCAUGGGGUGCCAAACACAAAUCUAGAUGAAUGUGGCACAGAGUAUUGCACCCAGUACUAACUGCUCUGCCUCAGCAUCAUGUGACAUCACACAUGUCUCAAUGACAUCACAGGGGAACCUGAUCAAAAUAAAAAUAUUACAUAACCAUAACUUCACAGAUCAUAGAUUCUAUGUUCUGACGCACUUUACAGAUGAAAUGCAUGUGCUUGAUGCAGGAUCCUUCAGGCAAGGAGAUAUUGGUAUUGGUUCCUGGGACCCAGUUGUCACAUGAGCCAAUGAGAGCAAUGUCCAAGUAACAAAGAUGGCUGCCACCAUUCCCUCUUUAACUCUAACCACCUGGAAUGGCCCCCACACCUCCCGUGCAUAUUGUAUUUAUUGGAGCUUUUUGCAGUUGUUGUGAGGCCCUUCUGUUACCACCUAAAAAUAUACUGAAUGUAUUUAAUUAAAAAAGUAACCAAACUUUA
Molecule: messenger RNA, 2985 nt
Organism: Xenopus tropicalis (tropical clawed frog)
Lineage: Eukaryota; Metazoa; Chordata; Amphibia; Anura; Pipidae
Gene: trpv4l.2
Product: transient receptor potential cation channel, subfamily V, member 4 like, gene 2
Exons: 17
Coding region: 130-2550 (806 amino acids)
Biological process (GO): transmembrane transport; monoatomic ion transport
Cellular component (GO): plasma membrane; membrane
Molecular function (GO): monoatomic ion channel activity
Source: RefSeq, a predicted model, not a curated record